This is a messenger RNA of Didymodactylos carnosus, 1458 nucleotides long. The record is from the annotation of a GenBank genome assembly. NCBI's taxonomy places the organism in Eukaryota, Metazoa, Rotifera, Eurotatoria, Philodinida, Philodinidae.
AUGGCUACAUCAAUAUCGAACAAUUGUGAUUACGAUCCGUUGGAAGAUAUUGACGAAAUGAUAUUUUUAUGUGACAGUGUUCGAACAUUAACAUCAAAUAUUGAUAGUAAUUUUGAUGAUAUAAAACGGAUAUGGAACUUAAAACGUCAAAGUCUUCGACCUAAUAAUUUAGUGACAGAUUUUCUAAAACCAAAUGUAUUCAGAACAAAAGAACUUUUACAUCAGAUAGCCAGAUUAUUGAGUCAACCAGAUAAUCUCACCGAAGCUUUAAGCAGAGCUCAACAUCCAACACAUACAAUUGUUGAACAGGAACAACAGCAACAAGUUGAUGACAUAAAACAAGUUGAUACGAAAGACAAUAUUUUACUGUCAAAACCACCUGUUUGCCAACCACGACAACAACGAAACGUCGUACAUUUUCAGCCGCAUACAAAUCAAGCAUCAAAUUCUCUUCGAAAUCCAGUCCGGUCCUUAUAUGAACCACCACCAUCUCAACUAUUUGGAUCAAUACCUGUUCAUCAAAAUGGUUAUCAAUUGUACGACGCUGAUCAUUUUCAACAAAUAAAAACUUCAAUAAUCAAUGAUUAUCGUACAAAAAAUUCUGCUUCUGGUUCACUCGUAAGGCAAAUAACUGGUCAACAAUUAGCCACUCUCGUGCCAUCACCAUCACACACAAUCUCAUACAAAACAUCGUUUCCUGAAACCACAUCGCAUUCAAAUGCCUCAUCAUUGCCAGAAUCACAAUCGCAAGUACCUGGCAAAACUCGUAUUAAAAUGCAGGUUAUUCAACCUGGCACAGUAUGGCACAAUGCUGAAAUUCAAAUUGUCGAUCAUCCUUCAGCUUUUUUCGUACAAAAUAUGAAACCGCAAAUCGAAGAACAAUUUCGAUUAAUGGCACAUGACAUGAAUAAAUCUGUGAAUACAAUGUUUCCUCUUGAAAAUGUUACAAUUGGUGAUUUUUGUGCUACUCAAUUUAGUGAAGAUAACUUUUGGUAUCGAGCACGUGUUCUUUUAAAAACUAAUAGCGAAUCUGUCUUUGUUGUAUAUUUGGAUUAUGGAAAUACUGAAUCGAAACUAAUCAAUAAAAUAUAUCCAUUACAUGAAUCAUUAGCACGCCUUCCGGCAAUGGCUGUUGUUUGCACAUUAGCUGAAUCAUUUCCGAAAAAUGGUAUUUCUUGGUCACGCAAAAUAACUAAUCAAUUUUCAUCAUUAAUCAAAAAUAAAAUUGUUGAAGUACAUUUUGUUGAUAAAGGAAAAUCAGACUGGUCAUUGAAUUUUGUUAAAAUAUUCAUUAAUGGUCAAUUAAUAACCUCAAAUCCCGCUCUUGCUUCACAGAUCACACCAAUACAAAAUGAAGAUAUUGCUCGACAUUUUGCUGGACGUUUAUCAACAAUAGAAUACAUGUUAUACAAUGUACCAAUUUUACCAGUUGAUAUUUACAAUGCAGGAUUACUGUGA